Molecule: messenger RNA, 771 nt
Organism: Pestalotiopsis fici W106-1
Lineage: Eukaryota; Fungi; Ascomycota; Sordariomycetes; Amphisphaeriales; Sporocadaceae
Exons: 1
Coding region: 1-771 (256 amino acids)
Source: RefSeq, a predicted model, not a curated record
AUGGCAGCAGCAACAGCACCAUCUUCGGCCUCCUCUGAAGGGAAAAUGGCAGACCAAAAGCAAUCCAAGGAUCGUCGCUACAAGGGCGUGUACUCACGAUCCUUCCUGUCGCGCGUCUAUGACCACUAUGUCCUGGGUUUCAACAUGAAUUAUAUCUGGGGCUGCAGCACCAAAAAGGUUCUGCUUCCCUUCUUCUCAGACAACUUCACACAACAACAUAUGGACAUUGGCGUCGCCACUGGGUGGUUUCCAGCCGCAGUACUGAGCCGUCCGAUUCGCAACCACGAAAAGCACCAGCUGACGCUCGUGGACUUCAACGAGACGUCGCUCAAUGCGACCAAGGCUCGAGUCCUGGCAACAGCUCCUGACACGGUGGUAAACGUUGCGCAGGCCGACAUCACGGCGCCGCUGCCCGACUCUCUACAGAGCGGGGUCGGUACCUACAAGUCCAUCACCAUGUUCAACUUGUUCCACUGCGUUCCGGGUGGUCCAGAGAAGCUCAAGGCUUUCUCAACGUACAAGGAGCUGCUGUCGGACGAUGGAGUGUUGGCGGGGUGUACCGUCCUAGGUCACAAGCACGCCAGAAAUUUCGUCAGCAAAAUGUAUAUGAAGUAUUACAACAAGAUCGACCUUUUCAAUAACUGGGACGACGAGCGCGAAGCAAUUGAGAAGGCGCUCGAGGAGGAGUUCGAGGACGUCGUGACAGAGGUCGUCGGGAUGAUCCUGUUGUUCAAGGCGUCGAAGCCGCGUAGGUCCGGCAAGAUGGUCUAG